Cercopithifilaria johnstoni is the source of this 1197-nucleotide messenger RNA. NCBI's taxonomy places the organism in Eukaryota, Metazoa, Nematoda, Chromadorea, Rhabditida, Onchocercidae. The record is from the annotation of a GenBank genome assembly.
AUGCAUCACAAUCGUGCAAUGAAACCUCAAAAUUUCUAUCGUCGGAAAUUACCACCAUCCUGUAUCAAUUUUGUAUCACCUGAAGGCAAGAGACUUUUCGUCGAAAGUCUUAUUAAAGGGCAUGCAAAUAUUUACUUUCGAUUAGCGUCACAUUUUUUGACCCAAAAUGAGCCAUCUUAUUGUGGUCUCUCUACUUUGGUUAUGAUACUAAAUGCGUUGGAAGUGGAUCCAGGUCGAGUAUGGAAGUCACCAUGGCGUUUCUAUCAUGAAAGUAUGCUUGACUGUUGUGUGCCACUUGAUGUGAUCAAGAAAACUGGAAUAACAUUAUCUCAAUUCGCUUGCCUAGCGGAAUGCAACAAACUUUGCACCGAAUUAAAAUACGCUGAAUCUAAAUCAGAAUUCCUGAGUAUCUUCCGAGAAGAUGUCAAACGAUGCAUGGCAGUUGAUGAUACGAUUCUUGUAGUUAGCUAUAAUCGUCAAGUGUUGGGCCAAACUGGUACAGGUCAUUUCUCACCGUUAGGUGCUUAUCAUGAAGAAAGUGAUCAGAUUCUUAUCCUGGAUGUUGCUCGAUUCAAAUAUCCGCCCCAUUGGGUACCACUAACCAUUUUGAGAGAUGCGAUGCUUAGCAUUGAUGCUACUACUGGUAAACCACGAGGUUAUAUAACAUUGAAAUUCCGAUCUCAAAUACAACCACUAAUACUACUUCGCUUGCAAGGCGAUAUCAGUGCUUAUAAAACAUUGUUUGCGCCACGAUUGAAAAAAUGGGAACAAUUUCUUUCGGAAGAAGUAUUGAAUAAUGAAGACUUGGAAUUUGAAACUGCUUGUGCGGUAUUUCGGGCUAUUUUCAUGGGAUACAUUGUAUUCUGCGACUUUUCUGAGAUAUUUCACAGUGAACGAGAAGAUAAAUGUGAUAACAUUUAUUCUGAUAUGCAAUUAAUGAAGGAAAAGAAUUCUUGUGAGCAUAUUUGUCGUAAAAUUUUAUCGUUGGAUAUCGCUUCAUAUAUUACAUCGACUGCUCUUUGUGUAUUAUUAUUAGCUUGGCCAUUACAGGAGACAUCAGAACGUAUGAGAGUACUUAAAACACGUUUAGAAAAUGACCUCAACAAAUUGGAUGAAAAAUCAUUGGCAAAAGUAAUGACAAUUCAGCAACAAAUUCAACGGAUAUCAAUUGCUUGUAAAAAUGAUAUGAUGGAAUGA